Molecule: messenger RNA, 384 nt
Organism: Beta vulgaris subsp. vulgaris (sugar beet)
Lineage: Eukaryota; Viridiplantae; Streptophyta; Magnoliopsida; Caryophyllales; Amaranthaceae
Exons: 1
Coding region: 1-384 (127 amino acids)
Source: RefSeq, a predicted model, not a curated record
AUGAAAGAGUUGCAGGCCAUGUUAACAACUCAGGCCCGAGUUGAGCGGUAUGAGACUAAUAGGGAGAACCUAGAGUGUCACGUGAAGCCGGGUAAAGUUGUUGGCCCCAAUGUUUUCGCAAUGAUGGGUCUUUUCGAAAACAUGGAACGACUUGGAUUCCCUUAUAGGGUUGAGUUGACUACUAAUAUCGUUCUCCAUCCAUUGCCUGACAAUUUCAAUCAGUUCAGGAUGACCUAUAACAUGAAUGAGUCUAAAAAUACUUUGCAAGAGAUGCAUGGGUUAUUGGUCAAUGCUGAGAGGAACAUCCCUAAGGAAUCAAAGAAAGAGGUUUUGAUGGUUCAAAAGGAAAAGGUGUUAGUCGAGUGCAAACACUUGAUAUUGUAG